ACAAAAAGAAGAAAUUAGGUUAUGUUUAUAUAUAUUUAGUUUAAUGUAUCUUCAGUAAAAAUAGUUAUUUUAAAUAAAACACAAUUAGAAUCUAUUUAAAAUGAAUCAAUACACAAUGGAAGCAUUUUUAUUUACCCCUGAUUUUGGGGAAGAUAUGUAUCUGUUCAACAGCAGUAGUAGCAGUGAUAGUGAUUCAAACGAUGAAGAUGGAUGUAAUUGUGAAAGUGAUACAAAAACACCUUCAAUGAAAAGACUAAAAACUGAAGGGUUUCUUGAAAUGGAAGUUCCAUUACUCAAUGAGUACGAUUUCAAAUGUCAUUUUAGAGUUAGUAAAACUACUUACGAGAAAGUUUUGGAAUUAUUGUAUUAUGGUUUUAACAGUGAUCAUAAAGGCGGUAGAGAAAAAAUUACCCCUGAGAAAGCGACAUUCAUUUUAUUGUGGUAUUUAGGUAAUCAAGAAACAUUUAAACAAAUGUCUGAAAGGUUUAAGAAUACAAUGAGUUCUAUUCACGGUGUGAUCCAAAGAGCAAUUAAAAAAUUAAAUUCGUUAAUGCAAGAGCAAAUUCUAUGGCCUUCUAGUGCUGAAAACCCCAAUAUAUCUCAGCUUUUUGAAACAAUCAGUAAUUUAAAAGGUUGUAUAGGCGUACUGGGUGUUUCAUACAUAAAAAUACCAAAACCUAAAGAAGACGUAGCUAACUUUUAUAUGUGUGCACAGAAUUAUCCGUGUUUAGCUCUCCAGGGGGUUAUUACGGUCAAUGGUAAAUUCCUGGAUAUUUUUAUUAGCGGAGGAUCCAGUAAUACAGAACAACUUUUAUAUCAAUCGAAUUUAAUCACAGAAAUGGAAAACGGUUUAUUAGAUGACGACUAUUACCUUAUUGGUUAUGGUGAUUAUUUGAAUCGAAGAUGGUUGAUCCAACCUCUCCCCAACAAAGAAUCUCACAUAUUCAACGAAUGCCACGAUUCUGCGUCCCGAGUGUUUCCAGAAUCGUUGGGGUAUUUGAAAGGAAGGUUCCAGAGGCUUCAAAAUUUCGAAAAUAGAGAUAUGGCCAUUGUAACUCAGUGUAUUGAGGCCGCUUGUAUGUUGCAUAAUCUAGCUAUAGAUUGCGAGGACGACAACGAACCGUUUACUUAUACAGAUUCAGGUAUUUUUAAAAGUACCAAUGAGGAAUAUUGCAACAGUGAUGAAUGCGAUGACGGCGGCAGAAGACAAGAAUUGGUGCAGAGUUUGAUGAAAUUGGAAACUUGAGAUGAGAUUAUAAGGAUUCCUGUAUUAAUUUAAUCAAGAAAUAUGUUGACAAAAGUUUGAUUAAAACUAGAACACAAAGGUUCAAUUAUAAGUCACUUGAAAUCA
Molecule: messenger RNA, 1351 nt
Organism: Diorhabda carinulata
Lineage: Eukaryota; Metazoa; Arthropoda; Insecta; Coleoptera; Chrysomelidae
Exons: 6
Coding region: 101-1246 (381 amino acids)
Source: RefSeq, a predicted model, not a curated record